AUGGCGGCACAGUGCUCAGGUUUGGUGCGACUGACUCUUCCAGCCAUAGCUCUCUCGCUCCGUGGAACCUCUUCUAGAUGGCUCUGUACAGCAACAAAACAGAAAAAUAAUGGCCAGAACUUAGAAGAGGAUUCCAGUCAAAAUGAACAGAAAAUAGACAGUACCGCUACAGAGAAGACACUAAUUGAAGAGGUCAAAUUAGAAGAACAGCUGAAAGAAACUUUGGAGAAAUAUAAGCGAGCCUUAGCAGAUACAGAGAACUUGAGGCUACGGAGCCAAAAAUUGGUAGAAGAGGCAAAAUUAUAUGGUAUUCAAGGUAUCUGUAAGGAUUUAUUAGAAGUUGCUGACAUUUUGGAAAAGGCUACAGAAAGUGUACCAAAAGAUGAAAUAAAGGAAGAAAACCCUCAUUUGAAGAACCUAUAUGAGGGUCUUGUUAUGACUGAAGUCCAGAUUCAAAAAGUGUUCAAAAAGCAUGAUUUGCUCAAAUUAAAUCCUCUUGGUGACAAAUUUGAUCCCUAUGAACAUGAAGCCUUGUUCCAUACUCCAGUAGAGGGGAAGGAGCCUGGCACUGUUGCACUAGUAAACAAAGUUGGGUAUAAGCUACAUGGACGAACCUUGAGACCUGCUUUGGUGGAUGUUGUUAAAGAACCUUAG
Molecule: messenger RNA, 654 nt
Organism: Gracilinanus agilis (Agile Gracile Mouse Opossum)
Lineage: Eukaryota; Metazoa; Chordata; Mammalia; Didelphimorphia; Didelphidae
Product: grpE protein homolog 1, mitochondrial-like
Exons: 2
Coding region: 1-654 (217 amino acids)
Biological process (GO): protein folding; protein import into mitochondrial matrix
Cellular component (GO): PAM complex, Tim23 associated import motor
Molecular function (GO): protein-folding chaperone binding; protein homodimerization activity; adenyl-nucleotide exchange factor activity
Source: RefSeq, a predicted model, not a curated record